This is a messenger RNA of Acytostelium subglobosum LB1, 894 nucleotides long. RefSeq lists its product as hypothetical. Bases 1 to 894 code for a protein of 297 amino acids. Gene Ontology annotation, cellular component: extracellular matrix. Lineage: Eukaryota; Evosea; Eumycetozoa; Acytosteliales; Acytosteliaceae. The record is from RefSeq and is a predicted model, not a curated record. Gene Ontology annotation, molecular function: extracellular matrix structural constituent; carbohydrate binding. The transcript has a single exon. Gene Ontology annotation, biological process: extracellular matrix organization.
AUGUCAAUAACAAUAACAGUGUCUGGUCAAUCUAUCCCACCUUCCACAACCUCUUCAACAUCUUCAACUUCGAGCUCAUCAACUACCACCACAACAACUACUGGUCCAUCAACCACUGGUACUCCUAAGCCAAGCACAACAUCAGGUAGUGCUUCAACUACUAGUACACCUACAACAACUGGUACUCCCUCAACUACUACUGGUGGUGGUGGAUCUGGAUGUACUGCCACUGUUCUGACUGCUAUCACAGGAUCAUGGGAUAGUGGCGGUGUCAAGUAUAACCAGUUCAAUGUUACCAUUGUCAAUGUUGGUGCCACGGCCAUCCCCUCAAAUGUUCAAAUUACUAUUGAUCCAUUAUAUGUGUCAUCCAUAUGGGGAGUAGACAAAGCUGGUACUGGCGUCUACUCUUUGCCAGACUACCAAAAGACAUCAUCAUUCUUGCCCGGCAAAGUCUACUCAUUCGGAUUGAUAUCGACGUUAGACAAGAUCAUAGUUGGUACCAACUGCAAGUCGGGAUCGCCAGUAGCCAUCACAGCAACCACCACAGGACAGUCCUCAUCGUCAGGUGUUAGCUCCAGCAGCACAGUGUCAACAGGCAAUCAACAACAAUGCAAGGGUACAUUCACCCAACGUGUGGUCAAUACUUGGACUGGUCCAUCGGGUCCCAACUCUGUUGUUGAGGUUGACGUCACCAACACGGGAACUGGAAGUAUAUGCUCUGUAUCUUUGACGAUUGAGGAUGCAGAACAAGCUUGGGGUGUACUCUGUAACGAACCAGGUGAGUUCACAAUCACUGGUCUAUCUCUUGGACCAGGCAACAAGUAUCAAUUCGGCUACAUUGUCCAUGAUUCCAAUGUGGCAGUCAUUAGUGAUCAACUCUUCACUUGUUCAUAA